Poecile atricapillus (Black-capped chickadee) is the source of this 4021-nucleotide messenger RNA. It is a transcript of the gene TTC39A, whose product is annotated as tetratricopeptide repeat domain 39A. Gene Ontology annotation, molecular function: protein binding. Lineage: Eukaryota; Metazoa; Chordata; Aves; Passeriformes; Paridae. The record is from RefSeq and is a predicted model, not a curated record. The coding region runs from base 333 to 2060 and encodes 575 amino acids. The transcript has 18 exons.
UCUGGACAGGAGAAAAGGUGGCUGAUGCUGCUGCUCACUCCAGACAGGUCUGUAGAUCAGAGACAGGCUGGCAGCCGCCAGCCCCUCCUACAUUUGAGGUAUCCAGCUGUAUUUGGAUCCGGUGGCACAAGAAGAACCCGGUGUGCCACGGGCUGGCUGCCCAAUGGCUGGAUUGUAGGAUGUGACCGGUGAAUUAGCCGUGCUCCCGUUCCCGUGGCGGUGCCCAAUCGCACAGUGUGGUGCCGCAGCUCCCAGCGGGGCUGUCACUCGCAGCUGGCUCAGGAGCACCGGCUGCUGCUGAUGUUCGAGCCUAAAAGCUGAGGGGGAUUACAAUGACUAUGUCAGAACACGCAGGAGACUCAGCAGAGAGGUCAUCUACGUCAGACCUCAACGUGGCACUGCGUGAAUGUAUGGCAGCUCUGGAUUUAUUUCUUAACAACAAGUUCUCGGAUGCUUUGGCUUCUUUACAAGCGAAAACUAAAGACAGCAUGUAUCAUGCCCUGACUUAUGCCACCAUACUGGAGAUGCAGGCUAUGAUGACAUUUGAUCCUCAGGACAUACUGAAUGCAGGGAACACAAUGAAGGAAGCUCAAGCCACCUGUCAAAGAUUUAGGAAGAAAUCUACUGUAGCUGAUUCUAUCAACAACCUUGUGCAUAGGCAAAGCCUUGAACACUUCACUGAAGAGGAAAUCCACGCAGAAAUUUGUUAUGCUGAAUGUUUACUUCAGAGAGCAGCGCUCACAUUCCUCCAGGAUGAGAAUAUGGUCAGCUUCAUAAAAGGAGGCAUCAAAGUCCGAAACAGUUACCAAACCUACAGGGAGCUGGACAGUCUCAUACAGUCCCCACAUUAUGUCAAAGGAGAGAACCAUCUUCAUUUUGAGGGAGGUGUAAAACUUGGAGUUGGAGCAUUUAACCUGACCUUGUCCAUGUUUCCUGCACGGAUUCUGAGAUUACUGGAGUUUGUUGGAUUUUCUGGGAAUAAGGAACAUGGUCUGCUGCAGCUUCAAGAAGGAGCAUCAUCGUACAGCUUUAGGUCGGUGCUGUGUACCAUGCUGUUGCUUUGCUAUCAUACUUUCAUGACCUUUGUGUUAGGGACAGGAAAAGGAAAUGUUGAGGAGGCAGAAAAACUACUUAAGCCUUACUUGGCACGCUAUCCAAAGGGAGCCAUAUUCCUGUUUUUUGCAGGCAGGAUAGAAACACUAAAGGGUAAUAUUGAUGCGGCAGUCAAUAGGUAUGAGGAAUGCUGCGAAGCUCAGCAGUACUGGAAGCAGUUUCAUCACAUGUGCUACUGGGAGCUGAUGUGGUGCUUCACCUACAAGCGCCAGUGGAAGAUGGCUUUUUUCUACGCAGACCUGCUGAGCAAGGAAAACACUUGGUCAAAGGCUACUUACAUUUACAUGAAAGCUGCUUAUCUCAGUAUGUUUGGACCAGAUGACUGCAGUCCUUUUGGAGACAGCGAAGUUGAAUUAUUUAGGAUUGUUCCCAGUCUGAAACUGAAAAUUGCGGGGAAAUCUCUGCCCACAGAAAAGUUUGCAAUUCGGAAAGCACGACGGUAUCUCUCCUCAAACCCUGUUCCUUUGCCUGUCCCACCUUUGGAAAUGAUGUAUAUCUGGAAUGGCUACGCUGUAAUUGGAAAAUGUCCAAACUUAACAGAAGGGAUGUUAGAGACUUUAAAUGAAGCAGAAGAAGCAUUGGCAAAAAGUUCAGCUACAGAACUACUGGCAGAUGACCGGUGUGUGAUAAAGCUGUUAAAGGGAUUAUGCUUCAAGCAUUUGGGCAAGAUCUCAGAAGCAGAAGACCAUUUUAAUUACAUCUAUUUAAAUGAGAAGAAGAUAAAAUAUGACCAUUAUCUAAUUCCAAAUGCCUUGCUGGAGCUGGCGAUACUGUAUCUGGACCAGGACAGAAGAGAAGAAGCAAUAAAACUUCUGGAAAAAGCAAAACAAAACUACAAGAAUUACUCCAUGGAAACAAGGACACAUUUCAGAAUUCAAGCUGCCCUGCACCAAGCCAAAUCCGCCCCAGAAAAUGGAAUGCACUGUGGAGCCUCGGCAGUGUCGUAACUUUUUCUUCUUUGAUGUUCUGUUUGUUGCAAACUUUGGUGCAGAAAAUUACUGACACUUUAGAAUUAUUUUUUCUUUUCUUUCAAGUCAGUGAAAAACCAAAUAACUUAAAAUUUCAAAGGUGAUGCAUAAAACAUUAAUCUAUUGUAAUUACAUGGCAAAAAAUUUCUCAAACCAACCAUAGUCCUGAAAAUAUUGUUUUUCCAACAGUGGCUUUUUGAAUACUUACAUCUGUGUAAUUCAUUUUUCAAUCGUGUGCCUUUUUCUUGCAUUUGCAACUUUAUGUUGUAGCUUGCUUAGUGAAAGGGGAACAUUUGAAAAAAAAACCAAACAGCAAAACUUUAAAAUUUCCAGAAUUAAUUUCAGUUAGUUCUAAAUGUUUGUUUGGAUCCAUACUGCUAGCAGCUGAGAGGGAAGCACUGCUUUUUCACAGUACCUGCUUAGUUGGAAUGGUGUGAGAAAAUCUCACAGCAGGGAGGGGCUCUGGAUCCUGGGCAUUUCUAGUUGUGCACAGAAAGCUUUUCUUUACCAGCUUCUACAAGUCACAUUUUUGCUUCUGUAAGAAACCUGCUGGUGAAAAAAAUGGUGUCUCUUAUGCAAGUACCUUGACUUUUUCUUUGGUUUGGUUUUCCUGUCAAGUCUGCUGCUCGUAGCAGCUGAAUUAAUUUACUGUGGAUUCCAGGGGGAAAGGCGGUGACAGCAUAAAGCUCUAUCACUUCUUUGACAAUGGGAGGUUCUGAGGAAAUGCCUUUUGUCAAAAUGAACAUGAUCUGAAGCUUAUGUCAAAGUGAAAGCACAAAUCCUUGAAGGUCAUUUAGGAAAUGGCAACACUGCAGUGGCUGGAGUGAUUCAGGAGUUACUGUGACAGCCCAGCCCUUCCUACAGUGACUGCUCUUAGCAUUCCCAAGCUGAGAUGUCCCUGUUGUACAAGGCUGAUGGUCCCUGUGGGAGGAAGCUGAGGCUGGAGCAGGCUCCCUCAGCACAAAGGACAGCCCUUUAUCUUUCUGCUCUUUAUUGAUCUUUUGGGAGAUUUUCUGUGCAAGGGGCUUUGAGAAUAGAGCAAUGAGCUGGGCCAUGGAAUUCCUGCUUUGCUGGAAAACUGGUGAAGUCAGUGGUACCACAGCUUUGCCUCGUGUUUGCUGUUCUCCAGGCUAGCUCCAUGUCUGUAUGCCUCUGGGCUUUUGGGGCACACUUCUACCUCCCUUUUGAAAGAGCUUCUUCCCCAUUACCCAUUCUGAUGGGUGGAGAUGGGAGGUCUUCUGACAGCCCUUUUUCUCCAAUGGAGAUGUUUGUCAGGAAGAUUCAUAUCUCUGUACCUCACAGUGAAUAUCCUUUCUAAAGUGAUUGUUCCCAGCAGAAGAGAAAAUUGACAGUUUAUAGCUCUGCUUUUGCCUCCUCAAAGGAAAUAAAUUUGUUUUAUAACUGUAGAUUAAUAUGCAAGGAGACAGAACCACCAGUUCCUCAACAAGGAGAACUUGCAUUGUCUUAAAAAUAGAUAUCCUUUAUAAAAGUCUUUGCAAGUUAAAAGUCAUAGAUAAAGUAUGCAUUUUUUAAAGUUUAAAGACUUUCUCAGAUAAAUUCAGUUCCGAUAAAUUUCUCAAUUCAGAUAAAAUUCAGUAUAAACAGUUACGCUAUUUACAUGCUGCACAUCAAAACUUCAGUGUAAAAAUUCAGUCAUUCUUUGUAUAGAAUAAAAAAAGUUUCUUGUUCUACUUCAUGCAUAUAACGCCUCUUCUUCCAGUUGUGUCCUUUUCAAGUAUUUUGGCAGCCUUAGCAUCUUUUAAGCAGGCAAUGCCAUGUGAAAAUUAGCAUAAAUUGUACUUUGCAGAAAGUGAACAAUCCUUCUGAGUGUAGAUUCAUUUUUCAUCUUUGAAAUUUCACCCACAACUCAAUUUUGCCUGAUCUAAGAUACAUCACACAAAGGAUGUACUGUGUGAUACUCAGUCAGCUUUCCUGAUGAU